AUGACUGGAGUAGAUGGUACUCAGAAUACAUAUCCUUGUUCUAUAUGUGGAAGAAAAUUUGUACGAGAAUCACUAGAAAAACAUGAAAUUGCAUGUCAAAAAAUAAAUACUAAAAAAAGAAAAGUUUUUGAUUCUGGUAAACAAAGAGCCACUGGAUCUGAUAUUAAUUAUAAAGACAUAAAAAAAGUUCAACUUGAAAAACAAAAGUUGGGUGGAACAUUUCCACGACCAAAAACUAAUUGGAAAGAAAGACAUGAAACUUUUAUUGGUGCUGUUUCUGCUUCAAAACAAGUUGAAAUUGCUAUUAAAACAGGUGCACCAUUGCCUCCACCACCAAAAGCUACCGUUCCAAAUGAUUAUAUUGAAUGUGAAUACUGUGGAAGAAAUUUUAACGAAAAGGCUGCUGAAAGACAUAUACCUUUUUGUAAAGAGCAAUCAAUGAGAAAGAAAACUCCUGUUUCUAGAUCUGCUUCUGCAUCUAGAGCUAUAUUAACUUCUGGAAAAAGUCCUACAACAAGUGCACCAACAAAAAGAGAACCAUUACUUUCAAAAGGUAUAUCAUCAAAAGAGCCUAUAAGACGUGGCUCUAUUGAUAAAACAUCAAUUAUUAAGAGUACUAAUACUAAUAAUAAUGUAUCACAUUCUAAAAUAACUACAACAUCCAAAAAAACAUCAAAUUUGCCUAUUCCUACAAAAAGGAGUAAUUCUAGUAUCAGAAACUCAUCUAGUUUCAUCAAUUCAUCUUACCAUCAAAAUUUACCAAUAAUAGAAGUAACUAAUGAGGGUAUAAAACAAUAUUCUGGAAUAUUGGGAAAAGAUACUAAGAUGGAAAAAAAUAAAAGAAUGUCAUCAGUAAAAAAAUUACCUGAUACAAUGAAUCAAGAAGAUUAUUAUAUUGAGUAUCAAAAAUAUAAAGACGAAACACUGAAAAAAUCUUUUAUUAGUAGUAUUAUGGAAGAUAAUAAACUUCCAACAUCAAAAGAAUUAGACUAUGAUUUUGACUAA
Strongyloides ratti is the source of this 1005-nucleotide messenger RNA. Its product is annotated as AT06280p. The transcript is spliced from 4 exons. The coding region runs from base 1 to 1005 and encodes 334 amino acids. NCBI's taxonomy places the organism in Eukaryota, Metazoa, Nematoda, Chromadorea, Rhabditida, Strongyloididae. The record is from RefSeq and is a predicted model, not a curated record.